Messenger RNA from Echinostoma caproni, 2493 nucleotides. Lineage: Eukaryota; Metazoa; Platyhelminthes; Trematoda; Plagiorchiida; Echinostomatidae. The record is from the annotation of a GenBank genome assembly.
GUGCUCGGAGCAGGAAUCUCCGGUCUGACAGCAGCCAAAAUACUGAGCAAAGAGGGAUUAAAAACCCUUGUACUUGAAGCUCGAGAUCGUAAUGGUGGACGUAUUCACACUAUUCGUCUGCCGGCUUCGAACGAGGGUGGUGAAGUGACGAUUGAUCUCGGAGCUAGCUACUUGCACGGUUGUGUGAGUUCACAAGAGAUACAACCAUUAUUCACAUUGGCCAGUCGACUGAAUAUGGUCACUACGAUUGCCCCUGGGGAUGUUCUUGGUCCCCAUCGCGGUUGGGAAUGUCCAGAGAUUGCGGUGUGGAGAGAUCACAAGACGGGACAGUCUGUCCAUCUGGACGAGGUUGCUGAAAUGAGUUGUCUGUUGGAUCGUUGUUUAGUGCACAUUUUGAUGACUGCGAGACAAAAGAAGGGGGUGUUUUCAACGAAGCGCACGUUGGCUGAUAUUCUUGACAGUUCAUUGGAUGCAUGUCUGCGCUUGUUAUUCAAAGCCGGUCAACGAACAUCACCAACUCUUUCCAGACGGGAACGUGGUAUUUUUGAUUCAUUGUUUGCACGAUAUAUUGCCUAUGUGAAUCCUGCUCACCGACUCCCAGUGAACCUUUCGCUUGGACCACAUUAUGAGGCCGAUGCGGCGGCUAAUCUAGCAUUUGAUGCGGAACAACCGACAGCGCAGGCAAAACAACUGUAUUUAAACUGGUUAGAACAGAAACGGACCCAUCUGGCGGUUCAUGGACCUCGAUGCACUGUGGCGCGUCGUACUGAACAUCGUUGGGAGGACAGACUUGUGUUGCAGGGUUUUGAUCAAAUGAUUCAAUUCUUGGCCACCGAUCUGGAUAUACAGCAUCGUUGUAUUGUGAAGCAUAUCGAUUGGUCUCGUGUGCUCACAUCUAGAACACAGUGCGCCCCAACUAAAUGGUCCAAUACAAACGUCAAUCCGGACGAUGUCAUCUGUGUGGAGGCAUCAUCGUACCAGGAUGAUGCUCAUGUAUCUGCAUCCUCUCGAAAACCACCCCAGAAGUAUCUAGCCCGUUUUUGUAUCAUUACUUUACCGGUUGGCGUGCUCAAAGGAUUGGACAGGCGCAGUGCGGUUAAUUUCCAUCCAGCACUACCUGCGAGAAAACAGUUGGCCAUCGAUCGUCUCGGUGUGCCACGCUACGGAGCGGAAACGCACAAUAAGAUUCGGCUGCUGAAUCGACCAGAUCACGCAAUCGUGCAAGAGUUGAUGGACCUACUAAGCGGAAUGUUUCCCGAAGGAUGCCCACUACCAGAGCCUGUUUUCACUACAGUUACGCGCUGGUCCGAGGAUCCCUUCAGUUUAGGUGCUUACACAGCUGGCGAGGUGGGUAGCGAUGAUGACGAUCGUCAUGCUUAUGCAAGUCCUCUUCCAUCGUCGGACUAUCCUCGUGUGCUUUUUGCCGGGGAAGGCACAGUGGAUAGCACGGGGGGGCAGCAGUGCACUCACGGUGCAUUCACCUCCGGUGUGAACAGUGCGUUAGACAUAUUAGAUUUUGUUCAAGGCGGACGCUGUCGACUGCGCGACGUGCGAAUCGUGGACUACCUGACUGGGUAUCGAACUUAUAACUAUCCACCUCAUGGCAUGGUUCGUCGCGCAAUGAAGCGCAAAAAUGAUGGUAGUGGUUUGUCGAAGACAACUGGAAAAGAAACGGAAUCUGUUGGUUUGAAAACGGAAUUGAAAAGAAAUAAUUUAGAAGUAUCGAAUACUCCGUGGAACGAAGAGAACAAAACCCUCGGAAAUUUCGUCCUGACCGAUCCCUCCAGCGAUCGGCACACUGCUGGCACUAAUUCCAAUUCUGUAAUUGACCCAAUACUCUUUCCGCACCGCCGAUCUGCCCGCUUAUCUACCUGGAUAUCCACUCAAGCAUCCGCCUCGCUACACUCAUUUUACAAGGUACGGCGUCCCAGUCAUUCUCGAGGGAAACGCAGUCGCACCAACACCUACUGUCCCAGCAGUAGUACGAGUAGUGUUGGUUCAUUGAAAGAUGAACUUACUCCUUCCCCGUCUUCACCUGAACCAUCCAGCGAUGGAGCCGCAGAUGAUGAUCCACGCGUACCUGGGAAACCACUAACUCAAUCUAUGUCGCAUCUGUGCUCUUCGGCCAUGGACCUCUCACCCGACGCCCCUGCGAUAACAAUAUCUGGUUUCACAUCAACCGCGUCGGAUCCGACCACAAGUGACACAUUUGAUACAGCUACCGUUUUCCGUUCCCCUUUACCUCUUGUUUUUACUACGGUUUCCAAUGUCUCGGAAAAAUCCCACGAGAAUCCUAUCAAGCCGGAUGAUUCCGAUCCAAUCCCGAAUACAAAACUGUCUACUAGUUCGUACGUUCCCACUUUCAAAUCGAACUUUUCCAGCGGUUCAGAGAUGAAGGAUUGUGACGUCGUCUCACCCAUGGGUUCAGUAAAUCGCUCCGAACGACCCAGUCAACCCAAUAACAAUGAAUAUCAAACUCGAGAUUGUUCAUAG